Molecule: messenger RNA, 1463 nt
Organism: Cicer arietinum (chickpea)
Lineage: Eukaryota; Viridiplantae; Streptophyta; Magnoliopsida; Fabales; Fabaceae
Product: probable serine/threonine-protein kinase WNK6
Biological process (GO): protein phosphorylation
Molecular function (GO): protein kinase activity; ATP binding
Source: RefSeq, a predicted model, not a curated record
AUGAAAAUGCAACUACACUAAACACUCGUUUCACUCUACGAUUCAAUUUCGAACCAUGAAAACCCCUAAAUUCAAUUUCGAACAAUCCUAAAUUCAUCUCUCUCGUUUCACUUUACGAUUUGCAGUAGCAAGGAAAAGAAUUAUUAUAGCAUGUUAUAGAUGAGUUUGGUGGAUACAGAAUGCUCAGAGGAAGGUUCAUGUCUUCUUGAGCCUUCUGAUCCUGAUAUUAUUAAAACUGAUCCUACUUCUCAUUACAACAGGUAUAAGGAAGUAAUCAGCAAAAGAGCUUUCAAGACCGUUUUUAAGACAUUUGAUGAAGUCAACGGACUCGAAGUUGUGUGGAGCCAAGUUCGGAUUGACGAGGUAUUACAAUCACCGGGCAAACUAGUGAGACUGUAUUCAGAAGUGCAUCUAUUGGGGUCGUUGAAGCACAAUAACAUCGUAUGGGAUUUGAAUGGAAAUAAGGUCAUGUAGCAUCUGUUUAUUCUAUUUUACCGAGUCAAAAAGAACAUAUUCAGGUUAAAUUCUUCUAUCACCCUCUCUACAUUUGAAAUUUUAUUUUAUUUUAUUUUGAGGCAUUCUAGAAUCUGUUGUAGUGAAUGCUUGACUGGUAAGUUAUUGUGACAUCAAAUUCAUGCAGUUUUGUUUUUCAACUUCAGUUGAUGGCAAACUUACUGCAGUGAGGUUCGAUCAAUCAUAAAUUAAUUAUGGCCUAACUUUUCAUCCUAAUUUCUUUUAGUAUAGAAGUUGUAUCCAUUUUUGUUCCACUAGGAACUAAUCUCAGCAAGAUCCUUAUUUUCUCACUUAUUCUUUCUCUUAUGUGUCUUGCAGUUACACUCUGUGGAUCUUUUGAAAUCUUCACAUUUUUUCUCUGUGGUGGUUUAAUGGUUUCUGAGUCUAUGUGAAUAGGUUGCAUAACCGCCAUUCAUAAUAUCAUUUCUCUCAUUGCAGUCAUUGAUGAACUCCUUUUCUCUAAUGAAGGGUAUGAAAAUGAUGAAGCACUGUUUGGUUGAAGAGGAUAAGAAGAGAGUGGUGGAUUCACCAAACAAAAUUCAUUUUCUGUGUUGGUGUGAGAUUGAGAUUGAGAUUGUUGUUGUUGGAGUUGGUGUUAUAAAAUGGUUGAUAUGUUGAUUCAGGAAACUUUUCCAUUUGCAUCAUCAUUGUCAUCGUGUGAUUCAUGGUGCUUUCAUCAGUAGUUAUUUUCACACUGUCCUAGGAUAAAAGGAGGAAUGGAGGGAAUGAAAGUACAAAGAAAAUAGAAGGUGGAGAAAUGGGGAAGAUGAGAAAAGUGAAAGUAGGUGCAGAGGUGAGAGUGUGAAGGAAUAAAUAGUGUUGAAGAGAGUACAGAAAGAAAGUGCAGGUUGAUAUGAUCUAUGUAACUUACUAACAACAAAAGCAAAAGCAAACAAUAUAUAUUCAUUCAUCUUUAUUAAAUAUAAUUUUAGUUCUUGUUGGAGUGGCUA